CCAACAAAACGCCCCUUGCGCGGCUUGUUGAUGUUAUUCUUGUUCACUGCCUACUCGCGAGGAGACAUCACACCAAAGCCGAACACGUCCCGGUUCUCGUGAUUCUUUUUCUUACUUGUUUCUGCUUUUCGCGCUACUCCAAUUGGUCGUGCACUGUUCUUAUCAAAAUUUCCAAGUGCUUAUCACCCGGCUGCCGCAACAAUUUCGUUCGUUUGACAGUUAGAUUUCCCCGUACGAUUACACCAGAAGCUCACGGUCGAUUUUUGUGUGCGUGGCUAAUUGGAUUUGCCCCGGCCGUCAUUAGAAUCGUUAGCAUAGAGACGAAAACAUGAAACCGGUUCCUCGGGUGUUGCUUCUAAUCGGUGCCGUGUUGGGCCUGUUUUGUUCGUUCCAGCAGACGGCAGCCAGCGACGAAGGAUCCUGUCACUCGUUUGCCGGAGGACAUGUCUAUCCGCAGGAGGACGUCCGCUCGGCGGAUCACAAGCUCCAAUGGACGAAGGCUGUAAUCUCCCGGCCUGCUCCGCAGUUCGAGGCCACCGCCGUGGUGGAGGGUGCGUUCAAAAAGAUCAAACUGUCCGACUACCUUGGCAAGUAUUUGGUGUUCUUCUUCUACCCGCUGGAUUUCACCUUCGUGUGUCCGACGGAAAUCCUGGCCUUUUCGGAUCGGGCCAAGGAGUUCCAGAAGCUCAAUGCGGAGGUAAUUGCGGCCAGUAUUGAUUCGCACUUUACCCAUCUCGCCUGGAUCAACACACCCCGGAAGGAGGGUGGUCUGGGCAAGAUCAACAUUCCACUGGUGAGCGACAUUACUCACAGCAUCGCCAAGGACUACGGAGUGUACCUGGACGAUUUGGGUCAUACGUUGAGAGGUCUCUUCAUCAUCGAUGACCGUGGAAUAUUGCGUCAGAUCACGAUGAACGAUUUGCCGGUAGGACGGUCGGUUGACGAAACCCUUCGAUUGGUGCAAGCCUUCCAGUACACCGACAAACACGGAGAGGUGUGCCCUGCCGGAUGGAAACCAGGCCAGGAUACGAUCGUGCCGAAUCCCGAGGAAAAGAUGAAGUACUUCGAAAAGAACCAUAAAUAUUAAGCUUAACAUUAGACAAUGCAGAUGAUCCAUUGUAAUUAAAUGGAUAAAUUAAAUU
Ochlerotatus camptorhynchus is the source of this 1142-nucleotide messenger RNA. RefSeq names its product Peroxiredoxin 4 (gene Prx4). Lineage: Eukaryota; Metazoa; Arthropoda; Insecta; Diptera; Culicidae. The record is from RefSeq and is a predicted model, not a curated record. Bases 329 to 1087 code for a protein of 252 amino acids. Gene Ontology annotation, molecular function: thioredoxin peroxidase activity. Gene Ontology annotation, biological process: cellular response to stress; response to oxidative stress; cell redox homeostasis. The transcript has 3 exons. Gene Ontology annotation, cellular component: cytosol; endoplasmic reticulum.